AUGGCGUCCCAAACCCCUGCCGUUGUCAUGGACAACGGUACGGGAUACUCGAAACUUGGCUUCGCCGGCAACGACUCCCCCUCCUUCGUCUUCCCCACAGCGAUAGCUACGAAAGGCCCAACAGGCGGCAGCGGCGGCUCCGGCUCCGGCCGACCAGCUAUCGCGAACAAGCCCUCUUUUUUGACCGGCGGUGCUGGACCGAGCAGCCAUCUGUCUGGGAAGCGGGGUACUGAAGACCUGGACUUCUUCAUCGGUGACGAGGCCCUUGCUGCAGCGGCAGGCACGGGCUAUGGCAUCAACUACCCGAUCAGGCACGGUCAAAUAGACAACUGGGAUCUUAUGGAGCGCUUCUGGUCCAAUUCGAUAUUCAAAUACCUGAGGGUGGAACCAGAGGAUCAUCAUUUCCUCCUCACUGAACCGCCGCUAAACCCCCCUGAAAACCGUGAGGCCACCGCCGAGAUCAUGUUCGAGUCCUUCAACGUCGCGGGUCUAUACAUCGCUGUGCAAGCUGUUCUUGCACUGGCUGCAUCAUGGACAAGCUCCAAAGUCCAAGAUCGAUCUCUCACCGGUACUGUUAUCGACUCUGGAGCAGGUGUUACCCACGUUAUCCCCGUCGCCGAAGGUUACGUUAUUGGCUCGUCGAUUAAGAGUGUCCCCAUCGCCGGUCGCGAUAUCACCAAUUUCGUACAAUCCCUUCUCCGAGAGCGUGGCGAGCCUGAUUCGUCUUUACAGACCGCUGAGCGUAUCAAGGAGGAGUACUGCUACGUGUGUCCAGAUAUCGUCAAGGAAUUUGCACGCUUCGAUCGCGAAUCAGACGAUCGCUUCAAGCAACACACCGUCAACUACGCGAAUGGCAAGACUACGACAGUCGACGUCGGUUACGAACGCUUCCUUGCACCCGAAAUUUUCUUCAACCCAGAAAUCUACUCGUCAGAUUUCCUAACCCCGCUACCUACCAUCGUCGACAAUGUCAUCCAAACCUCGCCCAUCGAUGUGCGCAGAGGGUUGUACAAGAACAUCGUGCUGUCGGGUGGCUCAACGUUAUACAAGGACUUUGGUCGCCGCCUGCAGCGUGACAUCAGACACCUAGUAGAUGCCCGCAUCAAGGCGUCAGAAGCCAGGAGUGGAGGGGCAAAGAGCGGCGGCCUAGAUGUUCAGGUUAUAUCGCACAAGAGGCAAAGACAUGGACCGUGGUUCGGAGGCAGCUUGCUUGGUCAGACUCCAGAAUUCAAGAGCUACUGCCACACCAAGGCGGAGUACGACGAGAUUGGUCCCAGCAUUGUUCGGAGGUUCGCGCUGCUGGGUGGCCCAGGAAGCACAUGA
Molecule: messenger RNA, 1323 nt
Organism: Cucurbitaria berberidis CBS 394.84
Lineage: Eukaryota; Fungi; Ascomycota; Dothideomycetes; Pleosporales; Cucurbitariaceae
Product: Actin/actin-like protein
Exons: 5
Coding region: 1-1323 (440 amino acids)
Biological process (GO): Arp2/3 complex-mediated actin nucleation
Cellular component (GO): actin cortical patch; Arp2/3 protein complex
Molecular function (GO): actin filament binding
Source: RefSeq, a predicted model, not a curated record